Molecule: messenger RNA, 816 nt
Organism: Medicago truncatula (barrel medic)
Lineage: Eukaryota; Viridiplantae; Streptophyta; Magnoliopsida; Fabales; Fabaceae
Product: chaperonin CPN60, mitochondrial
Exons: 3
Coding region: 31-627 (198 amino acids)
Source: RefSeq, a predicted model, not a curated record
AAACGAUUUGGUGUAGCAACAUCAAUUUGAAUGAAAAACCCUAACGGGACCAAACCCAAAGUUCCCGCACACUCUCUCUCUCGAUUUCUCUACCGAAGCAGCAGCACAGUAUUCACAGCGGCAACAAUGGAGGUUUCAUCUCUCGCCUUUCGAAACAACAAUACGAUCUCUGUUUCCUCUUUUGCUGAAGCUCUGAUUCUUCAAUCUCUCAUUGCUACUGCCAAAUCCCUCGCUUACCUCCUCAUAGCGACUGGAUCUCUUCUUACUGAUGUCAAUCAUUUGAUAUCACCAAUGGAUGGAAGGUUUCCUCUAGAUCAAUUGUCCAAGGGAAACCAUACUUGUGAAGAGAACAAAGAUGGUAGUGAAACCGAGGACGAUGACGACGAGGAUGAUGACGAUGAUGUGAAUGAUGAGGAUGACGACAAUGAUGAGGACUUCUCCGGUGAUGAAGAUGACGAAGAUGCUGAUCCCGAGGACGAUCCUGUGCCAAAUGGUGCAGGAGGAAGUGAUGACGAUGAUGAGGAUGACGACGAUGAUGAUGAUGACAAUGAUGAUGGAGAAGAUGAGGAUGAAGACGAAGAAGAGGACGAUGAUGAAGAUCAGCCACCUUCUAAGAAGAAGAAAUGAGUUAAUAUAGUUGGUAAAUUGUUUUUCCUGCCUUUUGCGCACUUUAUAUUUUCUAGUAAAUUUUAGUUUGGGAUGCUGUGACCUGUCAAUCCGUUCUGCCUAUGGCUGACAUUUAGAUUAACAACACCGAUUAAUAUAUUAUUAUGUACUCCUUGUUAUUAUUAUUGGCUUUGCUUGUCCUGGUUUAUA